This is a messenger RNA of Cryphonectria parasitica EP155, 411 nucleotides long. RefSeq lists its product as uncharacterized. The record is from RefSeq and is a predicted model, not a curated record. The coding region runs from base 1 to 411 and encodes 136 amino acids. Lineage: Eukaryota; Fungi; Ascomycota; Sordariomycetes; Diaporthales; Cryphonectriaceae. The transcript has 5 exons.
AUGCUCUCUAGCUCUCACCCCCCCCCCCGGCUCGUCUCCAUCUCGUCCCAUCUUUUCUGCUUCUCACCAACCCAUGAAUGGAAGAAGAUAAGGACCCUCCCCUCCCCCUGGUCCGGUCGGAUCAGUUCGGUCCCAGGUCACGAGGAGGGGUGUGUGAUUACACCCGUACCCAAAAUUCUCCCCCACCGGGCCGUGAUAUUUGGAAUCAAGUCGUACCCGUAUAGACGGGCGGGGCGCGCGCGGCUACUAUCACCAACUACUGACUUUCUAUGGGUUACAACCAGCUUACUUGCAGAAGCAAACAUCAGUUGUUCCGUGUUUGAGGACAUUUUGCCUAUUAGAUACGCUGAGGCCGGCUCCGGCUCGUACGAGAUGCGAGUGGGAAUAUCAUACCCUGACCCCAUGGAUUGA